ACAAUAAUACGUCUUUGUAGUUCCCACGCGGGCGGUCAGAUGGAGACACUUAGUGGGAGCGUAGUUUAACGCUAACGUUAGUUACCGAUCUCAACCAGAUAAAUUAGCUAGCUUAACGAUGGAGUUUUAAUGGCUAAUGCCCACUUCAGAGCGUCGUGUACACUUUUUCAGUCCUCAAAACAUCGAUGAGUGUGAGUGAUCGUCUCGGGCGACUCCCUGGCGAGGCCGUACGAAGCAGCCAUGUCGGUGACCGUCCAUGAGAAUCGCAAGUCCCGCACCAGCACGGGCUCCAUGAACAUCUCGCUGUUCCACAAGCCUUCACACCCCGACAGCGUCCUGACCCAACUGAACACGCUGAGAAAGCAGUGCAUGUUCACUGACGUCACGUUGUGGGCAGGGGAUCGCUCCUUUCCGUGCCACAGGGUUGUCCUGGCUGCGUGCAGCAGGUAUUUUGAGGCCAUGUUCAGUGGAGGGCUUCGAGAGAGUCUGGACAGCGACGUCAAUUUCCGAGACAGCAUUCACCCCGAGGUCCUGGAGCUCCUGCUGGACUUUGCCUAUUCGUCUCGAGUCAUCAUCAACGAGGAGAACGCUGAGUCGCUGCUGGAGGCCGGUGACAUGCUGCAGUUCCACGACAUUCGGGACGCUGCAGCUGAGUUUUUGGAAAAGAACCUGCACUCCUCCAACUGCCUGGGGAUGAUGCUGCUGUCAGACGCCCAUCAGUGCAAAAGGCUGUACGAGCUGUCGUGGAGGAUGUGUCUGUUACACUAUGAGACGGUAAGAGAAUCUGAGGAUUUCUACAGUCUCUCUAAAGAUAAGCUGCUGGAGCUCAUCCUCAGCGACGAGCUGGAGAUAGAAGAUGAAGAGGUCGUGUUCAGCUCUGUGAUGCGGUGGCUUCGGUACGACCUGGAGGGUCGACGUCACCAUUUACCGGAGCUGCUGAGAGGCAUCAGGCUGGCUCUGCUGCCAUCUGAGUGUCUGCUGGAGGCCGUGGCUUGUGAAGAGCUGGUCAUGGCAGACAAAAGGAGCAGGUCAAUAGUAGAAGAGGCAAUGCAGUGUAAGAAGAAAAUCCUUCAGAACGAUGGAGUAGUGACCAGUCCCUGUGCUCGACCACGUAAGGCCGGCCACACGCUGCUCAUACUGGGAGGCCAGACCUUUAUGUGUGACAAGAUAUACCAGGUCGACCACAAAGCCAAGGAGAUCAUUCCCAAGGCGGACCUCCCCAGCCCCAGAAAGGAGUUCAGUGCAUGCGCCAUCGGCUGUAAGGUUUACGUCACUGGAGGACGAGGGUCGGAGAAUGGAGUCUCCAAAGACGUCUGGAUCUAUGACACCGUCCACGAAGAGUGGUCUAAAGGAGCACCCAUGCUAAUAGCCAGGUUCGGCCAUGGAUCAGCCGAGCUGGAGAAUAGUCUCUACGUCGUUGGAGGUCAUACAGCCAUAGCGGGAGUUUUUCCCGCUUCUCCAUCUGUCUCCCUAAAACAGGUGGAGAGAUAUGACCCCCUCAGCAAUAAAUGGACUAUGAUGGCUCCUCUGAGGGAUGGAGUGAGCAACGCUGCUGUGGUCAGUGCCAAACUCAAACUCUUUGUUUUCGGAGGGACAACCAUACACCGAGACAAAGCCUCCAAGGUCCAAUGCUACGACCCCGCGGCUAACCGCUGGAAUAUCGCAGCCGAAUGCCCUCAGCCGUGGCGCUACACGGCGGCCGCCGUCCUAGGCAGCCAGAUCUUCAUCAUGGGCGGCGACACCGAAUUCACCGCCGUCUCCGCCUACCGCUUCGACUGCGACACCAACCAGUGGACCCGAGUCGGGGACAUGACCUCAAAGCGGAUGAGCUGCCACGCCGUGGCCUCGGGGAACAAGCUGUACGUGGUCGGCGGUUACUUCGGGACACAGCGGUGUAAAACGUUGGACUGCUAUGACCCCACGUCAGACAGCUGGAACUCCAUCACCACUGUGCCUUACUCGCUCAUCCCCACUGCCUUCGUCAGCACGUGGAAGCACCUACCUGCCUAACUGGACACCCCAGGAUCCAAUUGUUCCAGGCAGCGAUUUUCCGCUGGCUGGAGGAGGAGCUUCUGCAGGCAGCGGGCAGCUGGACACAGGACCAAUCCCAAAAGCUGGACCUCACGGACUGGAUCAGCCCUGAGCACAGCACAGUGUGAUGGAGCGCCGUACAUCGCUGAGUGCUUUUUUUAUGUCAAGAGGAUUGUGUGAAUGCGUGAUUCUUCAAUGUCUUAUUUGGGAAAUUCACUAUUUUUUCUCCUUUUUCUUUCAUGUGCUUUUAAAACUACCAAGGGAGAAUAUUAGAUUUUCUUUCCGCUUGGGAGGUGUAAAUGAAAUAUUCCCAGGGGGGUGCCGAAUGUGUAGGUUUCUAUUACAGAGCCUCUUUGGGUGCAUUAGAAAUGUACAGUUUGCACAAUGAGGAAAAUGCUGACAGAGUUCUGUACAGCAGACUCUUUAAAGUGGGAUAAAAGUCCACCACGAAAGAGCCGUCUCACAAUGACGACUUUUAGGACAGUAUUCCAAACUCAACCGAACUUAAAACAAAACGCUGCAUGAUUAAUACUGAUCAAAGUAUUGAUGGCUGCAGUAAGACCAGUUAAAUAUAACGAAAUAAGAUAUUGCACUGUAGAAUGGAUGCUGGUGCUUUAUUAGGAGUUUAUCCGUAACCAUGAAAGGAUUUGUUGGCAUCCGAUCUUCUGACCUCUGAGGAAAAAACUCACCCUGACCCAGGGCCAAUAGAGACAGAGCACACGAGGUCACACUACACCACGCCCACUGAAAUUGUUAGCUAAUAUGGCUAACAUGCUAACGUUACGACUCCUGUAAUUGUAAAGAAGUCUUCGAGUCAAUGACUUGAUCUACACGAGUUUAUGGUCCGUCUCUGGUUUCAUGAAGCGAGGAUGCUUUAGGGACGCUUCUUUAGGUCCCUGGUGCUAUUUUUCAGUAAUGCCUUUCAGUUGUGAUGACAAAGCAUCCCUUUCUACCAGAGAGGAAAAGGAGCUACUUAUAUCAGAACAUUAAGUUUCAAACUCAUAACGAAUCAUUUCAAUAAAAUGGCUAAUUUGAGAAAACAAAUCCAGUCUACAACGGACAAAGUAAGUAAAUUCUACUGGAUAAAGAAUCUCUCUUUCUUGGUUGCGCUCGGUCUCUAUAAACUAACUAGGGAAUGGCGAGUUCUUCUCGAAGGCGUGAUUGGAACCGUAGUGUUAACACUAAGUAUUUCAACGUAAUGUAUCCCUUUUGGGGGCCAAGGCUGCAUCAAACAAAGGAACAAGUAUCUUCAAGUCUUACAUGUAGCAGAUGUCUGCUGGUAGCUGCUGUAACCUGGACCGCCCCAAAAAAACGUUAAAACGCUAAUUCUUCCUUUAAAAACAUUGUUUUCCAAUCUAUUCCUAAUGUGUUUACUUCCUAAAAUAUUACAGUAAAAUGUGAGAUGAUCUGUGGAUUAAAUUAAAAUGCACAAAUGGCAGAUCAGAACGUCUUAAGUUGCAGGUACGCUGCUGGUAAAGGAACACGAGGCCGUGGAAGGCUUCAACUCCAUAUGUUGGUUUUAAGUGGACGUGCACAACGUGUCCUGCAGAACGCUUCACUACCACAGACCCGUUUUGAAGCAGGAGCUGAUCCCUAAACUGAAUGAUGUGAAAUGUCAUUUCUCUUUAACACCUAUGCACUUUUGAUAUUGAUCAAUGCAUUCGAUAGCUGUGGCGUCUUUGUCUUAGAGGUGUGGAAUGUUUGCUGCACACCAGCUGUCACUAUACGGCCAGAAGCUUGGGCCACAACGGACCAACAAGAAUUGUGCAGGACACUGUCACAGAGACUAUGCUUCAAAGUCACCUUGCCAAGCGUCAGAAGAGCCGGGGUGAGGAGGCUGCACGGAGAGAUCUUGGAUUGAAGAGAUGCCCCGAAAGACUGCAUAUUUUUUUCUGAAGUAGUGAAAGUGUUUUUGAGUAAACGCAAGGCUUUUAAACGAUGUGGAAAAACGGAAGGAAUUUUUUAGGAAAAAAUAUUCAGAUGGUGUGUGUUUUUAACGGUGAAAAUAAACUCACUUUUUGAA
This is a messenger RNA of Pungitius pungitius (ninespine stickleback), 4054 nucleotides long. It is a transcript of the gene enc2, whose product is annotated as ectodermal-neural cortex 2. Gene Ontology annotation, molecular function: protein binding. The transcript is spliced from 12 exons. The coding region runs from base 241 to 2010 and encodes 589 amino acids. The record is from RefSeq and is a predicted model, not a curated record. NCBI's taxonomy places the organism in Eukaryota, Metazoa, Chordata, Actinopteri, Perciformes, Gasterosteidae.